Messenger RNA from Trametes versicolor FP-101664 SS1, 1480 nucleotides. Its product is annotated as alpha/beta-hydrolase. The coding region runs from base 22 to 1290 and encodes 422 amino acids. The transcript is spliced from 5 exons. Lineage: Eukaryota; Fungi; Basidiomycota; Agaricomycetes; Polyporales; Polyporaceae. The record is from RefSeq and is a predicted model, not a curated record. Gene Ontology annotation, molecular function: glycerophospholipase activity. Gene Ontology annotation, biological process: macroautophagy; piecemeal microautophagy of the nucleus; multivesicular body membrane disassembly.
UCGGCAUGCUGAGCUUCCCCCAUGCUGUUCUCGACGGUGACAAGCUUGCUUGCCUCCUAUUUGGCCGCCUUCACUCAUGACCGCGGGACACCCACUGUCGACCACGUUCAAUCUGCGCCGCUACAGUUCGAGCUGCGCCAUGCUCAUGCCGUCUCGCCUGAUGCCCGCGUGCUCUUUCACGACAUCCACAAGCCCGAUAUCAACGCAUACAGUGCCCUCCAUGGAGACCUCACGACGUACCCUUUACGAAGCCAGCGAGUGAAGACACACAGACCACGGUCUCUCGAUGAAUUCCACCGCGCGCGCGUCCGCUCGAUGCGCUUCCAAGAGAACGAAUCAGUAGAAUGGGACGAGGACGAGGUUGAAGGACCGGAUGUCAACUCGAGGGAGACGCUUCUCCUUCUUGCGAAGAUGACGAAUAACGCGUAUCUAUCACCAGGGGAGGACGGAUGGUACGAUUUGGGUGGCCAGUGGAAUGUUAGCUACCCCGUCGGCUGGGAGCCGGAUGACGACGGCUUCCGUGGACAUGUGUUUGCGACGCCCGACAAUUCCACCGUCGUACUGUCUAUCAAGGGCACGUCCGCCGCAUUCAUCGGCGGCGGUGGGCCAACGGCGAAGAAAGACAAGUUCAACGACAAUUUACUCUUCAGCUGCUGCUGCGCCCGCGUAGAUUGGACAUGGACGACAGUGUGCGGGUGCUACCGCGGCGGCUGGAAGUGCGACCAAGGCUGCCUAGAAGAGGCGCUGAUAGAGGACAGCCUAUUUUAUCCUAUUGGAACUAAUUUGUAUAACAAUCUCACAUACCUAUACCCGAACUCGAACAUAUGGAUGGUCGGACAUUCGCUCGGGGGCGCACUCGCAUCCCUCCUCGGCGUCACCUUCGGAUCACCUACCGUAGCCAUCGAAUCCCCCGGAGAGAAGAUGGCCGCAGCCAGGCUGCAUCUGCCUUCCCCACCAGAAGUACAACACGUCACGCACCUAUACCACACGGCGGACCCGAUCGCGAUGGGGACCUGCAACGGCGUGCUGUCCUCGUGUGCCCUGGGCGGGUACGCGAUGGAGAGCAAGUGUCACAUCGGGCGGUCGAUCGUGUACGACACAGUGUCGAACGCGUCGUGGGGAGUUGACAUCCGCACGCACACGAUCGUGAACGUGAUUGAGAAGCUGCUCGCGGAGCCGUGGCCACCGAGCGUGGACGUCGGGCGCGAGGUCCCCGAGGCGGUCCCGGAGGAAGACUGCGUGGAGUGCUAUAGUUGGGACUUUGGGGACUAUCCGCCUGCGAAACGGUAGCGUUGAAGGAAGCGUGGACAUAUAUCGAGAGAGGCAUUUGUCAGGGUUGCACGCAUAAUGGUAGAGGUUGGCUAUGAACGUCACAACGGCACAAGACAUGGCGCUGCUACCGGUUCUAGGACACACUACGACCCCUCUCCCUCCGAUACUUUGUAACACAUCCACUCAACAUGCUGAAGGGUUUUUAGUC